Molecule: messenger RNA, 2321 nt
Organism: Salvia splendens (bonfire salvia)
Lineage: Eukaryota; Viridiplantae; Streptophyta; Magnoliopsida; Lamiales; Lamiaceae
Product: probable ADP-ribosylation factor GTPase-activating protein AGD9
Exons: 7
Coding region: 149-1321 (390 amino acids)
Biological process (GO): COPI coating of Golgi vesicle
Molecular function (GO): GTPase activator activity
Source: RefSeq, a predicted model, not a curated record
UUCGUUUUCAAAAGGGCGAGAGAGGUGGGAGAGAAAGGAAACCAGAGAGAGAUAGAGAAACGCCUUUCUCUCUCAAAAAUAAAAUAAAAUACAAACAUCAUCGCCUCUGUACCUUUGUUGAUACAGGAUCCGUUAAAGCUAUAGAGCCAUGGCUUCCGACUCCUUCACCGACAGAAACGCCAUUUUCCGCAAGCUCAGGGCCAAGUCCGAUAAUAAGAUGUGUUUCGAUUGCAACGCAAAGAAUCCGACUUGGGCGUCCGUUCCGUAUGGGAUCUUCCUGUGCAUUGAUUGUUCGGGGGUUCAUCGAAGCCUUGGCGUGCAUAUCAGCUUCGUGAGGUCAACAAAUAUGGAUUCUUGGACACCCGAGCAGUUAAAGCUGAUGUAUUUUGGUGGAAAUAACCGUGCUCAAGUGUUUUUCAAACAGCAUGGAUGGAGUGAUGGAGGAAAGAUUGAGGCCAAAUAUACCUCAAGAGCUGCUGAGUUGUACAGACAAUUACUUGCUAAAGAAGUUGCGAAAAGUAAUGCAGAAGAGGCAGGCUUACCUUCCUCGCCCGUUGCUUCCCAGUCAUCCCAACCUUCUAAUGGAUUUUCUGAUGUCAAAGUCGCCGAAGAGCCCAAAGGAGGUUCUUCAAAUGACACACUGAAAGAAAGCCAAUCUCUGAAAAACGGAACACCUGAGUCUUCUUCUUCCUCACCUAGGGCCUCCCAAGCAGCUUCAACAAUUUUUGUCAAGAAGACUCUUGGUGCAAAGAAAACUGGAAAGUCUGGUGGGCUAGGUGCUAAGAAACUCACAAGCAAGCCUAGUGAAAGCCUUUAUGAACAGAAGCCUGAUGAACCACCUGUACAAGUUUCUUCUGCCAAAUCUUCAACCAGAAGCACUCCUGCAGUUGGUGCAUCAUUUACAUCUCGAUUCGAGUAUACUGAAAAUGGCGAACCUACUGAGAUGAGUUCCGGAGGCACUCGUAUUAUUAACCAUGUAUCAGCUCCAAAGUCAUCCAAUUUCUUUGCUGAAUAUGGCAUGGACAGUGGCUUCCCUAAGAAAAGUGGUUCAAAUUCGUUAAAAGUCCAAGUUGAGGAGACUGACGAAGCAAGGAAGAAAUUUACUAAUGCAAAAUCUAUAUCAUCUGCCCAGUUCUUUGGUAAUCAAACCAACGCUAAAGAUUUGGAGGCAUCAGCUACAUUGGUGAAAUUCUCAGGAUCAUCAUCAAUUUCUAGUGCCGAUCUGUUUGGUCAUGAGUCUGGUUCUCCUGUUGACAUUUCCGCCGGUGAGCUCAUUAAUAAGCUGUCCUUCCAGGCACAACAUGAUAAGCAUAUAAGAUAGGAAGCCCUAACUUAACCCAAAACCAUGGUCAAAGGUAAAGGGUUGACUCCCUAUUAUAUGCUAUUCCACACUUUCGUGUGAAACCGAUGUGGGAUCGUAUCAAUCCAUCCCUCUUUUAAACCGGACGUCCACGGACGGCACACGCCACGGGCCCACCAUCCGCUUUACGGCCCUUUUUCCUUUCGGGCCCACGUUUCUUCGGUGGCACCCCUUGGUCACACCUACGGGUAGCCCCUUUCCGUAGGACAUCCGGAUCCACGUUCACCGCACCAAAUUGAUAAGCAUAUAAGAUAGGAAGCCCUAACUUAACCCAAAACCAUGGUCAAAGGUAAAGGGUUGACUCCCUAUUAUAUGCUAUUCCACACUUUCGUGUGAAACCGAUGUGGGAUCGUAUCAAUCCAUCCCUCUUUUAAACCGGACGUCCACGGACGGCACACGCCACGGGCCCACCAUCCGCUUUACGGCCCUUUUUCCUUUCGGGCCCACGUUUUUUUCGGUGGCACCCCUUGGUCACACCUACGGGUAGCCCCUUUCCGUAGGACAUCCGGAUCCACGUUCACCGCACCAAAUUGAUAAGCAUAUAAGAUAGGAAGCCCUAACUUAACCCAAAACCAUGGUCAAAGGUAAAGGGUUGACUCCCUAUUAUAUGCUAUUCCACACUUUCGUGUGAAACCGAUGUGGGAUCGUAUCACAACAAGAUAUCUCCUCUCUAAAGAAUAUGGCUGGAGAAACUGGGAAAAAGAUAAGCUCCCUUGCGUCUUCGUUGCUAACGGAUCUGCAGGACAGAAUCCUCUGAAGAGUACUCCUUAACAAUGUAUUUUACAUGAAAAACGAGUUUGUUCGAGUACCUGCCCCAUAUUUUAUGUAGUUAUAAAUGUAAAAAGAGCAUUACUUUGAAAAGCUGGGUCAUGAUCUGUAGUAGCCCUCAUGGGCUUGAGAUAUAUGUGCUGUUUAGUUACAGAAAAUGCUUCGACAAUGCUAAAUGCUAUUUUUGGGUUUA